GUCCUGAUGGUCUCUCACCAGGCAGUUUGGUCUUCGCGGGCCAACAGCAGAUGCCCGUCAUGUUGGACUCGGUGGUGUGCGACGAAGCGGACGCGGCGUCCCUGCCAGCAGAGGAGUCUCCGCUGGUGAAGGUGGUCUCGCAGCAGAACGCGGACGGAUCGUGGAGUCCGAGUGGCAAUCUGGAGGUGCUUCUGGGCCUGAAGCCUCAGGAGAUUGGGCAGCGCGUCCCCCGGCAGGACAUGGAUUUGACUCUCUGGGUCACGAUACUGACAGUCAUUUGGCUCCACGCGUUUUGUGCUGACUCCAAGGAUGAGUGGGAGCUUCUGGUGGACAAGUCACUGUCCUGGAUCAAGGCCAAUUCAGGUGACGCCAAAGGUGCUGAUCUUGGCGGGUGUGUGAAAGCUGGAAAUGACCUGCUGAAAACUUCUGUUAAUCCUCACGUCUUUGAUUUGUGAAAUUAACUCUGACCAAAUCGGAAAGGAGCUAAAUUAAUGCUCUGGUUUGGAUUUGUUAAUCCUAACUCGGCAUCGCUUUAUAACUAUAUAUACUUGUUCGGUGUCCAUGUUUUGCUCUUUUGUCUCCAUCUCUGUACUCUGUACUUCAUAAUGAUUUUGUUCAUCAAGGACCCAAAAGCCCUGCCAAAUGUGUAUUCCUGGGAGCGCUUUCAAUGUUGGAUCGUUUAAAAAAUUGCACUGCUGCUUUGUCACUUUGUGUAACCCCUGCUGGUUCGGCCGCAUUCAUCAGGUGGAUGAGAACCAUAAUCCCAAAGAACUCCUCUGUAUGUUGAAUGGGCCACCGGGCCGAGACCCUGCUUGACAAGGAGAACGGGGAGAGAGCUGCCCACAGCCAUGACCCCGUGGGGUUUGACUUUUUCGAGGGGGGUCGUUGCAAGAGGUGAGGAGAGAAACGAAACCUCGCCUGUGACCGAGGAGUGGAUCGAGAGAGAUCAGGGGGUGAGCAAGUCUUGCCCCUCCUCAAGCCCCCCUGCCCCUCCUCUGCAGCCAAUGUGGCAGAGAUCGCAAUAUCCGAAGUGGGGCGGGGUGGCGGGUGUUGGGAGAGGGGUGGGACUCCUGACCCACACCCAGGUGGCCUUCAACGCAGAGCCAACCGCCUGCGGGCUGCCAAAAAUGUGUAAUCUGCUCACUUUCAAAUAAAUCUAACUUGCGGAUUGAA
This is a messenger RNA of Carcharodon carcharias (great white shark), 1173 nucleotides long. Its product is annotated as von Willebrand factor A domain-containing protein 5A-like. Bases 51 to 455 code for a protein of 134 amino acids. The transcript has 4 exons. NCBI's taxonomy places the organism in Eukaryota, Metazoa, Chordata, Chondrichthyes, Lamniformes, Lamnidae. The record is from RefSeq and is a predicted model, not a curated record.